AUGGAGGCUUCACGCCCUUCCUCUCUGGCGGGGAAGUUUGUGGUGGUCGGCGGUGGCAUCGCGGGCGUCACCUGUGCGGAGCAGUUGGCUACUCAUUUUCCAUCAGAAGACAUUCUCCUGGUUACAGCUUCCCCGGUUAUUAAAGCAGUCACAAAUUUCAAGCAGGUUUCUAAAAUAUUAGAAGAAUUUGACGUUGAAGAACAGCCCAGUACUGUGUUAGAAAACCGCUUUCCCAACAUUAAGGUUAUUGAAUCUAGAGUAAAGCAACUGAAGAGUGAAAAACACUGCAUUUUAACAGAAGAUGGCAACCAGCAUGCAUAUAAGAAGCUCUGCCUUUGUGCUGGUGCUAAACCAAAAUUGAUAUGUGAAGGAAAUCCUUAUGUAUUGGGAAUCCGUGAUACAGACAGUGCUCAGGAAUUUCAGAAACAGCUCACUAAAGCAAAAAGAAUAAUGAUCAUAGGGAAUGGUGGUAUUGCACUUGAGUUAGUGUAUGAAGUUGAAGGUUGUGAAGUGAUUUGGGCCAUUAAAGAUAAAGCCAUUGGGAAUAGUUUCUUUGAUGCAGGAGCAGCAGAAUUCUUAGCAUCAAAGCUCAUUUCUGAGAAGCCAGAGGCUAUGCUUACACAUAAAAGAACCAGAUAUACAACUGACGGAAGGAAAGAGGAAGCAAGAACCAAAGCUAAGGCUAGAAAUGUUGGCAGUGCCUUGGGACCUGAUUGGCAUGAAGGCUUGACUCUUAAAGGCACAAAAGAAUUUUCUCAUAAGGUUCACAUUGAAACUAUGUGUGAAGUAAAGAAAAUCUACCUUCAGGAAGAAUUUACAAAUUUGAAAAAAGAGUCCUUGACUUUUCCAAGAGACCAUCAUGAUAAAUCUGUUAAAAGCACUGAUAAAGAGUUGUGGCCAGUUUAUGUGGAAUUGACUAAUGAAAAGAUCUAUGGCUGUGAUUUCAUUAUCAGUGCUACAGGAGUCACUCCAAACAUAGAACCUUUUGUCCAUGGCAACAAUUUUGAUUUAGGACAAGACGGUGGCCUUCAAGUAGAUGAUCAUAUGCACACAUCACUUCCUGAUGUCUAUGCUGCUGGCGAUAUCUGCACUGCAUCGUGGCAGCCAAGCCCUGUAUGGCAGCAGAUGAGGUUGUGGACCCAGGCAAGACAGAUGGGAUGGUAUGCAGCAAAAUGUAUGGCUGCAGAUACUUUGGGAGAGACUAUUGACAUAGAUUUCAGCUUUGAACUUUUUGCUCAUGUAACAAAAUUUUUUAACUAUAAGGUUGUGUUACUGGGAAAAUACAAUGCACAAGGCUUGGGUUCAGAUCAUGAAUUAAUGCUGAGAUGUACCAAAGGACAAGAAUACGUCAAAGUUGUCAUGCAGAAUGGCCGAAUGAUGGGAGCAAUCUUAAUUGGUGAAACAGAUUUGGAAGAAACAUUUGAAAAUCUUAUUCUAAAUCAGAUGAAUCUUUCUUCAUAUGGAGAAGACCUGCUAGAUCCAAACAUUGAUAUAGAAGAUUAUUUUGACUGAAACAGACAUUUCAGGAAACACAUAAAAUUCUAAAUAAGACAAAUCACAAGCCAAUAAAUUGAGUGACU
Molecule: messenger RNA, 1580 nt
Organism: Elephantulus edwardii (Cape elephant shrew)
Lineage: Eukaryota; Metazoa; Chordata; Mammalia; Macroscelidea; Macroscelididae
Gene: PYROXD1
Product: pyridine nucleotide-disulphide oxidoreductase domain 1
Exons: 12
Coding region: 1-1512 (503 amino acids)
Molecular function (GO): oxidoreductase activity; flavin adenine dinucleotide binding
Source: RefSeq, a predicted model, not a curated record